GUGAGAGAGAGAGAGAGAGAGAGAGAGAGAGAGAAUAGCUACUGCAGAUAUUUUAUUGACAGAUUUUCAACAGAAUUCUGACAGUUCGAUAUUUUCUUUUCAGGCUACAAUGGAAAAUACUCAUUAGUUGUCUAUAUGUACCCUGUAGAACCGAAUUUGUGUUAAUAUAUUACAAUCGCAAGUACGUCUCUACAGGAAUACAUGGGCUACUGAAAUCCCACGUCUGUCAAGAUAAUCGUCUGCUUCAACUGUCGCUUCUAUUCAGUAGGUUAUAGCUGCGUUGUAUCACGUGUUAGCAUGAAUAAUAGGGCACGAAUAGCCAUAAAUCUCAGAAGAAGUCUGUGCAAAAUAUGUGUCUAACCUACAAACAAUCUACAUUGUCUAGAAGAAGCCCAGGCCUAGGCAUUGUAAGGACGUUCAAAGGCAUAUAUUUUGUACAGUAGGCUAUCUGGAAGCAAAGGUAUACUACUACUAGUCUGCCUGUACUAGUAAAACAUGUAAGCAACCAGCGAUCGUUUAAAGCGGACUGAUUUAGGCCUACUGUGUUCUAUAGCCCUAUAAAACGCCUCAAACAUCGCUGCCAAAAGUAAUAAAAAUGGCGGGCGCGCUCUACACAUAAACAAACCAUAAACAUCUGCCCUGCUAUGUUAUUUUCACCAGAUCAUGUUGACAAAUGACUAAAAGAAGACCACCACCUCGAAUUUAGACGCUGAUUUGCAAGCAGGUGAUUGACCUCGUGUUCUGAUCCUUAUGUUCUUAUAAUCCAUCCCUGUCGUAGUAGGCUAGAUUUAUUCUACAUUUAUUAAAAAUUAUUAUUAUAAUUAGUUAUUAGUCUAUUAAGCGAUAAAGUUCACAGACUGAUUAUACGUAGGCCUACAGUCCUGUGAUUUGUGGUCUCGUGCAUAAUUUAAAGGAUGGAAUAAAAAACACGAAUACAUUUGGCCAACAGUUAAUUACAGUAUAAUUGCGCCUGUAACGCAUCUGUGGCAAGUGAUACCACUCAAAAUUGACAGCUUUAUCUGCAAUGAUUUACUUUUCUGAACACAACAGUGUGGGGGGGUUUGUAAUGGAUGACGUUAUUUGCUCCGCAUGCUAGAACGGAUGUCAAAUGAAUAACCUAUACACGUGCCCUUAGACAGCCACUUGUGUUGAAGAAGAUGAAGCCACGAUGGACAAACACGUCCCUGAGACUCAUUUCAGAGUAACGUAAUACUGAUUUGUUUACUAGUUGGAUCACCAUUUCAUACUUAUGUAGUUUCUUGUUCAAAUGUAUAGACCUCUAUCCAGAGAGAGAAAGAGAAUGCGACGGAGAAAGGUAUAAAGUCAUACUGCGAUAUUCAACCAUAAUGCCAGUGAUAUUGCAGUAUCAUUGGCAUCUACAUAAUACUAUUUUAAAGCAGUGAAAUGUGUUUGACCGUUUUUGAAAGUAUUCAAAUGCAAAGUAUUACAUUUUUACUUGUACUUCAGUAUACUUCGUGAUGUUGUAGUUACCUAAAAAGCUAAUGUAUACUGGUAUAGUAAUGGUGUACCUCUGGUGUCCUCUGUCUUCUGAUAUGGGUCCAGUUCUCAUUUCAAAAACUCUCGCUUAGUUGGAACUGGAACGUAUGCAUAACACGUACGAUUUACGCGAACGUUCAUGGACUGUUUGAAGGCAGCAUCCGGAUAUUCUUAGACAGGGUUGCCUUUAUUUUUGGGAAUAAGGUAAUCCUGCCGCUGUUUUACUUGCAGUAAGCAGCCCAGUUGUUAUUGAGAUUUUGCGUGCGAUUAUCCAUUCACAUAUGUCUCUCUACCUCCAUUUCUAUUUCUGAAUACUAAUGAUGAUGAUGAUGAUGAUGAUGAUGAUAAUAGAACUAUAAUGAAAGGGUACACUUCACAUAAUAAGUGUUUGUUUUGAUUGUAUUGGUAAUACAAAUGGCGUGAGAGAGAGACAGAGAGAGAGAGAGAGAGAGAGAGAGAGAGAGAGAGAGAGAGAGAGAGAGAGAGAGAGAGAGAUUAUGCCCACAAUGGCGACCGAAGGUAUGUUCGAAAACCUUUGGUUCCUUAUCCGGGGACUACCUCUCACUCUGCUAUUGGGCCGUGGGGUCACGUGGUAAAAGUAACUUUACAGGGCUGCUCGCAAGUAGGAGGGCUUUAUGGAGCAGAAAAACGACAAAGCUAGAAAAAUUAUUUUCCACUCCAGAAAUUAAUGAUCAUGAGCUCGUAUUUGAUGGACUCUACCUACAUUGAUCCGAAAUUUCCUCCAUGCGAGGAAUAUUCACAAAACAGCUACAUCCCCGACCACAGCCCCGAAUAUUACAGCCGCGCAAGGGACCCUGGCUCUGGCUUCCAGCAUCACCAUCAGGAGUUAUACCCUCCGCGGGCGAGCUACCAAGAGCGCCAAUAUAACUGUGCAAGCAUCCCUGAACCUGACACGCAAAGGGGACAUGGACUACCCCAUACUGCGCACCUGCUUGCAGGGAAAGGGCAGCCAGCCUCAUGUGAGACCCCACAGCUACCCAUGUCCCCCACCACCCCACCGGCUGCGUCCUCCGCCUGCAACCAAGCUACACCGGAGCACCCAAAUAGCUCAGCCUCCUCCAAGCAGCCCGUGGUAUACCCAUGGAUGAAGAAAAUUCACAUCAGCACUGGUAGGCAACUUGUCUCUGUGUUUGUCUUUUCUCUCUCUCCACUCUCUACUCCUCUCUCUCCUCCUUUCCCUCCCUUUAUCAGUGCCUCUAACUCCCAUCUCCUUCCCAGCCCCUGCUACGAUAGGGGAGAAGCUUUUGAAAUGGCACAAUUGAGGCGGAUUUACGACUCAGCGUCGCGAACCCGAAUUACAAUGGAGCGGAUUCCAAGCGGUCUAGGACAGCCUACACUCGACAGCAGGUCUUAGAAUUGGAGAAGGAAUUCCACUAUAACCGCUAUUUAACUCGGCGGAGGCGCAUUGAGAUAGCUCACACAUUGGUUCUCUCCGAACGACAAAUCAAAAUUUGGUUUCAGAACCGCAGGAUGAAGUGGAAAAAAGACCAUAGGCUUCCUAACACCAAAGUGAGAUCCUCCACCACGGGCGUAUCCUCCGGGUCCAACACAACCUCAUCAACCGGCGCUGUCGCCACUUCCGCGGCCACUGGUGCCAUUAUUCCAAAUGAACUUUCCGGAGGAGAGGAUGGCGAGGA
Molecule: messenger RNA, 3155 nt
Organism: Salmo salar (Atlantic salmon)
Lineage: Eukaryota; Metazoa; Chordata; Actinopteri; Salmoniformes; Salmonidae
Source: RefSeq, a predicted model, not a curated record